AUGGCAAAUGUUAACAGGUUUAUGAGAAAUCUAACGGAUGAUCCCAGAUGCAAAAUUUGUAAUAGCCAGGAUGACACUACGCUUCACUUGCUUCGGGAUUGCACCAUGGCAAAGGAUAUAUGGAACCAAAUAGGGGGUCCUGCGAGUAUAAGAAGUUUCAAAGAGGGGACUCUGAAGCAAUGGAUUGUUCGUAACAUAAAAAUCCAGUUUGAAGAAGCCUGGAGAGUGCUAGGGGAUGGGGGAAACUCCAAUAGCCUUGUAUCUAGGGGAAGAAGUGAGAUAUUUGUCAAAUGGCUAGGACCACCUCAAGGCUGGCUAGCUCUUAACACAGAUGGGGUGCGAAGGGAUCCCCUGGACCAGCUGGAGGAGGAGGAGUAA
This is a messenger RNA of Chenopodium quinoa (quinoa), 378 nucleotides long. RefSeq lists its product as uncharacterized. The coding region runs from base 1 to 378 and encodes 125 amino acids. The record is from RefSeq and is a predicted model, not a curated record. Lineage: Eukaryota; Viridiplantae; Streptophyta; Magnoliopsida; Caryophyllales; Amaranthaceae. The transcript is spliced from 2 exons.